GUAUACGAAAGAAGUGAAAGAAAAUUCGGAAAUCGAAAGCAAUAUGAGAAUGUAAUUGGCCAAGUUUGUUUUUAAUGUAAAAAAGAUAAGCCAGGAAGAUUAAAAUGAAUAUACGUGAGAAUAUUAAAAAGGCAACAUCACUUGAUUAUGUAGAUAAUAAUGCUACGUUCUUUCGACUGCCAGGACUAAGUCAAGCUGCAAAAGAUCGAAUGAUGAAUGAUAGAAAAGUGAAGAAACCAAAAAACAUACACUUAUUGGAAGACUCUGAUAAUGAUAGCGAAGUUAUUGAUAAUUUUAUGAAUAAUAAAGUUAAACCUACUUUUGAUAAACAUGCUAUUUCUGCUGCUAUUAAAGAGGUAAAUGGUGGUCGUGAUCUUUCAAAUGAACAUUGGGAAAAAUAUUACGAGAAAUGUCUUGAGGAUAUAAUUAAUUCUGAGAAAGAAAUAUGUCAGAAGACUUCUGAUCAUAAUAAUGUAACAGCAUGUUCUGGAAAUCAAUCUGAGGAUUUAAACGAUAUAUAUAUUAAACAGAAACAUAAAUUGUCUAGAAAUGCUGCAAUUAUGAGUCUCCUAAGGAAAAAACAAAUUUCGUUAGAAGACAUAAUUAUUCCAAGCAAAACUUCUACAAAAAAAGAUGAAUUGGAAGCUUUACGCGAAAUGACCGAUGGAUGUAUAAUGGACAAUGGUGAAUAUAAUGAUGAUGGUCAUGUGGAAUCGGUUCCUCUUUAUGAAGAUCCUGAAAUCUCUGUUCAUCCUUUACAGAUGGGAAUAAAUAAAAAAAAAUUCAAAGAUAUAGAUUUUACUGUAUCACGUAUUGGUAAGAAGAAAACAGAAACACCAAAAGAAUAUUUUCUUGAGGAAACUAGUGAUGAUUAUUUUAAUUUUGUAAAAAAGGGAAACAAUACAUUAUAAUAAUUAUAUCGCGUUUAUAUUAAAACAUAUGUAAUAUAAAGGCAAUACUGUCAUCUUCUUUUCAUUCAACAAUUCAAUGAAUGAUUGGGACUGAUAAUAAGUUAGAAUGUGUAUAUUUAUACAGACUCAUACCAUUAGGAUAUAAGCAUGCAAGAUUGUGAAGCUGUAAUAUAGAUAGUCUCAAAGAUAUAUUUAUCAAACUAAAA
Messenger RNA from Formica exsecta, 1117 nucleotides. RefSeq lists its product as uncharacterized. The record is from RefSeq and is a predicted model, not a curated record. The transcript is spliced from 5 exons. The coding region runs from base 105 to 911 and encodes 268 amino acids. NCBI's taxonomy places the organism in Eukaryota, Metazoa, Arthropoda, Insecta, Hymenoptera, Formicidae.